GUCUGCUCAGCUUUGGCUACCCUGGAUUAGAGUUUUCCUGCGGGCUUAGGGGCACGGCUAGCAGUCUCAGAGGAGACAGGACUCUGGCUCCAGAAGCACGGAUUCGAGGAGGGUCAGGCCUCAGGGACUCGCAACCGAAAGCGGAAGAUUGUCCUGAAGAAAGCUCUUUGAAGACUUCCAGAAUCCCCUUCCUGAGAUGGCCCAAGACCAGCCUUUGCUGGCUGUGCAGGAGGUCCUGAGGAAGUGCUUCCCCGUGGUGGAGGAGCAGCAGGGCCUGUGGCAGAGCACUCUGCAGGGCUGCUCGCCCCUCCUCUCCUCUCUCAGCAACCUGGCUGAGCAGCUGCAGGCUGCUCAGAAUCUGCGGUUCGAGGACGUGCUGGCCCUUCGUCCCUUCCCGGACUUACAGGAGCGGCUGAGGCGCAAGCAACUGGAGGCUGGUGACAUUGUCCUGGACAAGCUAGCUGAAAGGCUAGCCACCCUCCUCAAGGUUCGAGAUACCAUCAGCAGCCAUGUGCAGCGGGUGUUUCAGACCUACGAGCAGCAUUCGGCUGCACUUGACAUGGAUGCUAUCCUGCAGCCCUCGGCUGUGAGCCCCUCUGUGGCUGACAUGUUGGAGUGGCUGCAAGACAUUGACAGAUAUUAUCGAAGCUCAUAUCCUUGAGUGUACCUGAAGAGAAAAUACCUCCUCUCCAACAUUCACUGGGGAGACUUGGCCAGCAUCCAAGCAUUGCCUAAGGCCUGGGACCAAAUUUCAGAAGAUGAAUGCCAAACACUUGUACCAGAUAUCCUGGUAAGUGUCUCCUUCUUCCUGGAGGAGCCAGGAAGCUGCACAGUGUCUGGAGAUCUGGAGCCCCGAAGUUGAGCACUGUCAUUGCCGCCUGGACUGUUUCUAAGUCAGCAUUGCAGCCUGAUGGACUGAGAUACCAAUGCCUAUGGUAGAGGUCUGGAGGGCUUCUUCUUGCUAGGCCGUGGCCAAGGGUCCAUGACCACUGCACCUGCGGCUCUGGGAGGAGGAUGGGGUGGAGGAAAUAGGAAAGGCAGCGCUGAUAAGCAGUGCCCAUCUCCACUGGUAGACUUGAAGUGGCAGGAAGGAAAGGACAGAGGGUAAAGGUCCAUGGCUGCCUCUGUCUCUGCCAGCUGAAGAAGUACUUUGGGUCUUGGUUGUGUCACUAUCUGAGUCCUUAAUGGUUUAAAGCUAGGAGGUGGGUCUAGGAGUGCAGGGCAGUAGCAGUGUGUGUGUGGCAUACAUGAAGCUCUGGAUUCAAUCCUUUGCCCACCCAAAAGAGGCAGGGAUUAAAGGGAAGGAGCAUUUAAAAUGUUCAUCCCUUCACAAUAGGAAUCAAGCCAAUUUUCAUUUCCAAAACCAGCCAGCAGGGGGAGAUGGUGCAGCGUGAGUGGUUCUGAAUGCUUUGUCCUGGAGAGGUCCCCUGUUGCUGUUAGAAGUAACUGAGGCGGGCUGGGGAGAUGGCUCAGCAGUUAAGAGCAGUGGUUGCUCUUCCAGAGCACCCACAUGGCAGUUCACAACUGUAUGUAACUCCAGUUCCAGGGGAUCUGACGCCUUCACACCAAUGCACAUAAAUAAGUUAAAUAUUUUUUUCUUAAAGUAGCUGGGGGCUGGGAAUAUCCCAUCCAUCACUGGGGAGGCAAAGAUGGGAGAGCUCUGUGAUUUUGAGAUCAUCCUGGUCUGUGUAGCUCCAGACUAACCAAGGCUACAUACUGAGACGCUGUCUCCAAAAAAGGGAAAAAAAAAAAAAAAAAGGAAAAAGAAAAGAGAGAAAGAAGUUAACUGAGAAUAAUGAGACUCCCCAGUUCCCCAGAUGCCAGGGUUGGGACUCAGGUGACAUCUCAUUGGCUACAUUCUGAGUUUGGAGUGACCUCUGACUGGUCAGGUAGGCGAACAUGCCAGCUGUGAUCGUUAGUUUUGAUUGUUCAUUUGACACAUGGGGAGGGGGGUGUCAAUGAGGAAUGUUCUAGAUUUUCUUUAUCUGAGUGUGGGUCGUGUUAUUUCAUGGCUGGGCUCUAGAUGGAAUGAGAGAGAGAACAGGCUGAGCACCAGCAGGCAUGCACUGAUCCAUUGUUCUUUACCAUGGGUGUCAUGUGACCGGCUGCUUCAAGUCCCUGUAGCAGUGGGCUGUACACUCAAAUUAUGAGCCUAAUAAACCCUUUCUCCCUUCAGUUGCACUUGUCUGUGUUUUAGGGUUCUCUGAAGGAACA
Phodopus roborovskii (desert hamster) is the source of this 2214-nucleotide messenger RNA. It is a transcript of the gene Airim, whose product is annotated as chromosome unknown C1orf109 homolog. NCBI's taxonomy places the organism in Eukaryota, Metazoa, Chordata, Mammalia, Rodentia, Cricetidae. Gene Ontology annotation, cellular component: nucleus; cytoplasm. The transcript has 5 exons. The record is from RefSeq and is a predicted model, not a curated record.